AUGCCUCUAGCAAACAACAACCCUAACCCAAACCCUGAGCCAUUUGAGAGGUUCUUUCGAGGAUGGCUGGUCAGGCAAGAGGAAGUCCGCCGGCUACUCCACCAAGCAAAUGAGUUCCACUGCAACCAGGCAAGAGAAGGCGAUGAAGCGAGGCUGCAAGAGCUGAUAGGGAGAGUGCUGGCGCACUACGCGGAGUACUACGAAGCCAAGCAGAGAGUGAUGCGAGAGGACGUGCUGAUCUUGUUCGGACCACCAUGGCUCACUCCCUUCGAGCGAAGCCUCCUCUGGAUUGGUGGGUUCAAGCCAGGGCUUGCGUUUCGGCUGGUGACAAACUAUAUCACGAACCUGACGGAGCAGCAGAAGCAAAGGAUGGAGCAUCUGAGGGCGGAGACAGCGGAGGAGGAGAGGGAGCUGACGGCGGAGCUGACGGCGGAGCUGGCGAGGAUACAGACGAGGCCGACAGUGAUAUCGCUGGUAGGGAUAGCAGCAAGGGGGAGAGAGCGGGUGAAUGGAGAAAGAAAUAUGGUGAAUGAGCGAAUUGAGAUGGUGAAGUUAGCAGUGGAGAUGCUGGUGGAGUGUGCUGAUUAUCUGAGAUGCAAAACUGUUCUUAAGAUCAUAGACAUUAGUUCUUUGGUGACCAUUGAUCGAUCCUUUUGA
Molecule: messenger RNA, 657 nt
Organism: Vitis riparia (riverbank grape)
Lineage: Eukaryota; Viridiplantae; Streptophyta; Magnoliopsida; Vitales; Vitaceae
Product: protein ZW2-like
Exons: 1
Coding region: 1-657 (218 amino acids)
Biological process (GO): DNA-templated transcription
Molecular function (GO): sequence-specific DNA binding
Source: RefSeq, a predicted model, not a curated record